Lepisosteus oculatus (spotted gar) is the source of this 4469-nucleotide messenger RNA. RefSeq names its product tachykinin receptor 1a (gene tacr1a). The record is from RefSeq and is a predicted model, not a curated record. Gene Ontology annotation, cellular component: sperm midpiece; plasma membrane. Gene Ontology annotation, biological process: positive regulation of flagellated sperm motility; G protein-coupled receptor signaling pathway. Lineage: Eukaryota; Metazoa; Chordata; Actinopteri; Semionotiformes; Lepisosteidae. Gene Ontology annotation, molecular function: substance P receptor activity.
UGGAAGCCUAGCUGCGUAUUUCACUGCCGGUGCAUAAAGAAUAUAUUGGAUAACAAUAAUAGCUUAAACAUAGACACACACCCUUUGUAUUGGCGGAUUGGUAAGUCACAACGUUAACAGUCUGUAGGAAUAGUGAAGUUGGGACGAUUUUAGUCCCGUGGUUAUUAUAUACCGUACAUGUCGUAGCGGAUAGCGCGUCUCUCUUCAGAAUAUAUAUAAAUUCAGCUGGCCCUACUCUCCCCUCCUCUCCCCAUCAGUCAUAGAGCGCUUCGAGUGAUAGACUGCAAGCAAACAGAGGAGGGGGAGAGGGAGAGAGAGAAACACUAUGCGAAGCAAGCAGUGUUUUGCAAGAAGAGCAGAGUCAGUCUUACGACCGGAUCGCUUGCCAUUUCACACCGGGGGCCGUUAAUUCUAACCCUUAACGCUUUUCCCCCCCCCCAACAAAAGCCAGCGCGCUUUGCGGUCCACCGCUUUGAAUACUUGUGAAAGUUUUCGUGUUGUUUUGCUCUUUUUUGGCCAUUGCAGAAUUCUGGAAGCAGGGUUUAAGAAAUAUACACCUGGCUUAUUUUUUGUGCUGUUUUUUUUUUUCCUUUGGCUGCGCUCUCCUCGUUUGUUCAGUUCGCCACCAAAUCUUAGAAAUCUAACGCGUCGUUUUUAAUCGCUCGUCACCCGAGUCCCCAGCCCAGCACGCCAAGCCGGUGACUGCAGCGCUUUCGUUACACCCAGCCUUGUGCCGGUAUGCUGCCUCUCUCCCCUUCGGUCUAUUUUUGACUCCGAACUUCAGGCGGCUGUCCGGGGUGAAACCGCAGAGCUUCGCUCGUGAUUUGAAGGCAGACCUCCGGGACUGAGACCCUCGGCAUAUGUUUCGUGGACACCUGGCAGCAGCUGCAUUCGUCGAGGAAAGUUACCGACUCGAACUCGGUGACUGUUUUUUUUUUAUAUUCCCAGAUUAAAUUGUCUAAUGGUCCUGUUUUUGCUUCUGUAGUGUCGGAAGAGUCGGGUUUGGCUUUAACAGUAGCGGUGACUGUAAUCUCUCACCGUCGAUGUCCAUUGGUAUAGAGAUGCCAAUGUCAUUUUAAAAAAAUAUUUAACUUCAACCUGUUGUUUUAUGAAUCAUUUCGAUUCUGUUCGCUGGUCCGCCGGAGUUCUCCCAGUAAAAGUUUUUCUUUAAACCCUUUUUUUUAAAUUACAAACUUAAGUAUAGUGGUUGUUCCUAUGCGUUAUUAAUUGUACGUACAGCGAUGUGUAGUGGGCUAUAGAAGCAUUUUAAAAUCGCUAUAAAGAAACCUGAAUGUACGAUUUAAAAUAAGACAAAACGUUUGCUAUAAAAGGCGCCUGAAGAGUAAGAGAUGGACCCGCUCUUCGCGACGACCGAGUCUCAGUGGAAUGACUCGGAACAAAACGCCACCGAUUUCUACUCGAACCAGUUCGUUCAGCCCAUCUGGACUGUGGUGCUGUGGGCCAUCGCUUACACCUCCAUCGUGAUCGUGUCUGUCGUGGGGAAUAUCGUGGUGAUCUGGAUCAUUGUGGCUCACAAGAAGAUGAGGACGGUGACCAAUUAUUUUCUGGUGAACCUGGCCUUCGCUGAAGCGUCCAUGUCGGCUUUCAACACGGUCAUCAACUUCACCUACGCUGUGCACAACGACUGGUACUACGGCUUGGACUACUGCCGCUUUCACAACUUCUUCCCCAUCGCCGCCGUCUUCGCCAGCAUCUACUCCAUGACCGCGAUUGCACUGGAUAGGUAUGUGGCCAUAAUUCACCCUCUACAGCAGCGGCUCUCAUCCACGGAGACCAAGAUCAUCAUGGCAGUGAUCUGGUUCCUGGCUCUGUGCCUGGCCUUCCCACAGUAUUACUACUCCAACACCACCGAGCUGCCCGGCCGCAUCGUCUGCUAUGUUGACUGGCCCAAAUAUGUCAUCUGGAAUUUCAGGAGGACGUACUACAUCUGUGUGGCCAUCCUGAUCUACUUUCUGCCCCUUCUGGUGAUGGGGUGUGCCUACCUGGUGGUAGGGCUCACCCUGUGGGCAAGCGAGAUUCCUGGUGACUCCUCCGACCGCUACAGCGAGCAGCUGACAGCAAAGCGCAAGGUGGUGAAGAUGAUGAUUGUGGUAGUGUGCACCUUCGCCAUCUGCUGGCUGCCCUUUCACCUCUACUUCCUGCUGGAUGAGUUUAUCCCCCACCUGUCUGAGGAGCGUUUCAUCCAGCAGGUGUAUCUGACUAUCAUGUGGCUGGCCAUGAGUUCCACCAUGUACAACCCCAUCAUCUACUGCUGCCUGAAUGAGAGGUUCCGCGCGGGGUUCAAGCAGGCGUUCCGCUGGUGCCCCUGUGUGAAGGCCGCUGACUAUGAGGGCCUGGAGCUGAAGUCGAAACGGUACCUCCACACGCAGAAUAGCAUGUACAAGGCGAGCCGCAUGGAGACCACGGUGUCCACCGUCAUCAAUGCCAUCGAUGAGGACCCUGAGGAGGGCCUGCUGGUCAAGCGCCUGUCUCUGGACCUUACCUCCAACGGUUCCUCUCGGAGCAUCUCCAAGACCGUGUCGGAGACAUCCAGCUUCUACUCCAGCACCAACAUGUCCUAGACACACCCACCAAGAUCCCAUCUCGUGCCUGUCCCUCAUUCUGGAGCAACUCUUCACAAGCUGCAUUUGCAAAGCAUUCGCAAAGCACAUAGAACUGCUCAAUUCCAGAGAGCUAGUCUUGUCUCCAAAUCCAUGCCAUUCUGGGGAGCCUUAAUUUUUCCAGGACUUGUCCAGAGCUGCAUCAACACUACUUAUCACUGUUCUCUGUAUGAAGAGUUGCCAUUUACUCAUGAAAAGGGAAUCCAGUUUUUUCUUCUGAAAAGUAUCAUGGCCUUCCAAGUUUCCUCCUGCCCCUACUUAUUUAGACAACGUAUACAAGCUAUGAACUGCAAUAUUCAGCCUAGCUUGUCCCAUCCCAGUCCCAUAUCAACACAAAGACUUGAAGUUUCCAUACACAAGAGCUUUACUAGCAUACAAUUAGAGGAAUACCACAGCAAUGUUAAGAUCAUACUUGUGUUUCAUUUAAAGAGGAACAUGCUAGAGAAAGCAUCUCCAUAACAGAGAUGGAUGACCACUACAAUGAGGUUUAUGAGACAAAACAUUCAUAUGGAUUUGUAAAUAUUGUGCAACUCUAUAUAUAAGACCUUGCAUGCCUGCUUUCUCCUUGGUUUUACAAAUAUUAGGUUGUUUAAUCUGCCUUAUGCUGAAUUCAAAUAUAUGCCAAGUCCAGAGAACAACAGUUCCAGCUCAGCGUUUCAGAUCCCAAUAUUUGUUUGCCACACAAAACCAAACAACUACUGACAACAAAACAAAACCACCAAAACAAGAGGUGGAGGGCAGAGGUGGUGGGGGGAGGGAAAGUGAAUGGGCCCACCUGUUGUGAAAACUAUUUUGGGAAAUGUAUGAGGCGCUGUGGCUGGGGAUUACACAUGCUACUGACAUUUGGAUGACACAGAAGAGAGAGAAAGGCAAUAACAAAACAGCAAAGUACAGCUCCUGCCCACUUUGGAUAUAAUAAGACAGGCACUUCUUAUUAUAUCAUUAUAAUAUCUUAAAUAUCAUUAUUUUUUCAAGAAUCUCAAGAGAACAUGCAGAAAAUAAAAUUGCAAGACAAUAAUGGGACCAAAAGCUGGCUUUCCAUAUAUUUCCCUGUUCUCCUGCAGCCCUGGCCUUUGCAUUCCAAGUCAGAGAACUGCAAUUUGAUUCCUAUUUCUUUGAAGCUCUGCAAAAUUUAACAAAUUGUACCCCCACCAUUAACAUACAUUGUCACCAUCAUAUACAUAUAUACUGUGUCUCUGCCCUGCGAUAGACAGGUAUCCUGUCCGUGGUGUAUCCUGCCUUGUGCCUGUUGCUUGGAUAGGCUCCGGCUUCCCCCACAAGACUGUACUGGAUAAGCAGAUUAGGAAAUGGAUGGAUGACUUUCCUACCUUCUUCUCAGAAGGAGCCCACUGAUGACAAAAUAAGGAAUUAAAAAUCCACUUGCCUGUGAGCAUUUAAAUUUCAUAUCUGAGACGGUUUCCUUUUCAAUUAAUAUUGCAUUUGUUAACUGUUAACUUAAUUGCCAGCAUUGAUAUAUUGAGUCAGUAAAAUGUCAGCGAGCUCUGAAGAUUGAGACGUAAGUAAUUAAGAACAGAUACUGUAUGAAAAGAUAUUACUAGUGUCAGUUUUGGUGAAACCUCACUCUUCAGUAAGGGACUUCUUUUGUGCCAGAUUUAAUUAAAAGCAUGCCACAUAAGUAAGCUGGUCACUGAAAGGCUAGACUAUGAGGUAAUAAUAUAUCAUGAUGAAUUCAUUUACAGACCUCUAUUUUGAGCAUUAAAAACAUCACUGUGGAGCUCACGGUAACGGAGAGUGAAAAUGAGAAUCAUCAACUUUUAUGGUAAAUAGUAAUUUACUAAAAAAAAGAUAGAUUUGCAAAAAAGAGUCAUUAAACUGAUAAGCUGAAAA